Prorocentrum cordatum is the source of this 867-nucleotide messenger RNA. The record is from the annotation of a GenBank genome assembly. NCBI's taxonomy places the organism in Eukaryota, Dinophyceae, Prorocentrales, Prorocentraceae.
AUGCCCGCAGCCAGGGUGGAGCCCGACGCCUCAGUUACAACGUGGGGAUCAGCGCGUGCGAGAAGGGCGAGCAGUGGCCGCAUGCUCUGUCGCUGCUCAGCGAGAUGGCGGAGGCGAUGUUGGAACCCGACUCAGCUACAGCGGUGGGAUCAGCGCGUGUGGGAAGGGCGCGCAGUGGCAGCGGGCUCUGGCGCUGCUCAGCAAGAUGUCGGAGGCGACAUUGGAGCCCGACGUCAUCGGCUGCAGCGCUGGGAUCAGCGCGUGCGAGAGAGGCGGGCAGUGGGAGCGCGCUCUGGUGCUGCUCCGAGAGAUAUCGGAGGCGCAGUUGGAGCCAAACGUGAUUCUAUCUACAAUGCUGGGAUGAGCGCGUGCGAGACAUGCGAACAGUGGCAGUGGGCUUUGGUACUGCUCGGGGAGAUGUCAGAAGCGAAGUUGGAGCCCGACGUCAUCAGCUACAACGCUGGGAUCAGCGCCUGCGAAAAAGGCGAACAGUGGCAGCGGGCUCUGGCGUUGCUCAGCGAAAUCUGGAAGGUGAAAUUGGAACGCACUGUUAUCAGCUACAGCGCCGGGAUCAGUGCGUGCGAGAAGGGCCAGCAGUGGCAGCGAGCUUUGGCGCUGCUCAUCGAGAUGUCAGAAGCGGAGCUGGAGCCCAACGUUAUCAGCUGCAGCGCUGGGAUCAGCGCCUGCGAGAAAGUCGGGCAGUGGCAGAGGGCUUUGGCGCUGCUCGCCGACAUGGUGGAGGCGAAGUUGGUGCCCAACGUCAUCAGCUACAACGCCGGGAUCAGCGCCUGCGAAACAGGCGAGCAGUGGCAGCCCGCCUUGGCGCUGCUCGGCGAGAUGGCCGAAGCGCGAUUGAAGGCCAACUAG